GGUGUUUCAGCGCUGGUUUCUGUAUGUUUUUGUUUCCGUAGGUGUCUGGUCGACGAAUUAUCAACGCUGCUCGUGGAAUUUUUCGCACAAAUAACGCAAUGUCGUCCGCCGCCGUUCAGCCACCGCCUCCCGUUCCACCCCCACCACCACCAGCAUCCGCUGCAGCUUCCGCAGGAAAAGGAAUUCAUUCCAAAUUGUACAAUGGAAUGAUUGGAGUUGCUGACAAAUUUGUGCCCGCCAAGAUGCGUCCACUCUGGCUACAUCCAGCUGGGCCCAAGACCAUCUUCUUUUGGGCACCCGUCUUCAAAUGGGGUCUUGUCAUUGCAGGAUUAAGUGACUUGGCCCGUCCGGCCGACACAAUCUCCGUGUCCGGAUGCGCCGCUCUGGCUGCCACGGGCAUCAUCUGGUCUCGCUACUCCCUGGUGAUCAUACCCAAAAACUACAGCCUUUUUGCCGUGAAUCUCUUCGUGGGCGUCACCCAGGUGGUGCAGCUGGCACGAGCCUACAACUACAAGAUGGAGCAGGAUAAGCUGGAGAAGGAGAACCCCAAGCUGGCACUGACCCAGUAGAGCCAUAUCGAAUCAGAACCCGGUGCUAUCCCCACCCGUAGAAAAUAAUAUCCCACAAGGGCACAAUGUAAUCGAGUAGUAGAUUUAAAGGAUACUGUGUUUGCAGAUCUGUGAUCUGUGUUUUAAAAUCUGCUAGCCGUUUUUUAAUAAUGGUUUAUCGCCUUAUCGACGUGAUUCGUAUUACUUAAGUUGGAACUGUGGAGGCUUCACGAAUAGUUUUUAUUAAUACGAGCAUUAUUGGACAUUUUGUGAUUGUCAACCAAUAAACAUUAAAUUAAGACUGUAAAUAAUAUCGAA
Messenger RNA from Drosophila ananassae, 866 nucleotides. RefSeq names its product mitochondrial pyruvate carrier 2. Lineage: Eukaryota; Metazoa; Arthropoda; Insecta; Diptera; Drosophilidae. The record is from RefSeq and is a predicted model, not a curated record. The transcript is spliced from 3 exons. Bases 99 to 569 code for a protein of 156 amino acids. Gene Ontology annotation, biological process: pyruvate import into mitochondria. Gene Ontology annotation, cellular component: mitochondrial inner membrane. Gene Ontology annotation, molecular function: pyruvate transmembrane transporter activity.